This is a messenger RNA of Cyprinodon variegatus (sheepshead minnow), 1444 nucleotides long. It is a transcript of the gene sephs1, whose product is annotated as selenophosphate synthetase 1. The transcript has 10 exons. Gene Ontology annotation, biological process: L-selenocysteine biosynthetic process. Gene Ontology annotation, cellular component: cytoplasm. Bases 130 to 1308 code for a protein of 392 amino acids. The record is from RefSeq and is a predicted model, not a curated record. Gene Ontology annotation, molecular function: selenide, water dikinase activity; ATP binding. Lineage: Eukaryota; Metazoa; Chordata; Actinopteri; Cyprinodontiformes; Cyprinodontidae.
GAUUUUUAUUCAGGCUUUCUCAGAGGUCGCCCUUUUGUAGCCCUGAUGCGUUCUAUUGCAGUCCCCGCUCUUGUGUAGGGAUCCACCGCUAACCUGAAGCUGUGGUGAGGACCAAGAGUUCCAUCAGAAAUGUCUGUGAGGGAGUCUUUUAACCCUGAAAGCUAUGAGCUGGAGAAAAGCUUUAGGCUCACACGCUUCGCUGAGCUGAAGGGGACAGGUUGCAAGGUUCCUCAAGAUGUUUUACAGAAGCUGCUCGAAGCCUUACAGGAGAACCACUAUCAAGAGGAUGAACAGUUCUUGGGGGCAGUUAUGCCUCGAUUAGGCAUAGGCAUGGACACAUGUGUCAUCCCUCUCAGACAUGGUGGACUCUCUCUUGUUCAGACGACAGAUUACAUCUACCCUAUUGUUGACGACCCCUACAUGAUGGGACGAAUUGCUUGUGCCAAUGUUCUAAGUGACCUGUACGCCAUGGGAGUGACGGAGUGUGACAACAUGUUGAUGCUUCUGGGAGUCAGCAACAAGAUGUCAGAAAAGGAAAGAGACAAAGUGAUGCCGCUGAUCAUUCAGGGAUUCAAGGAUGCUUCAGAGGAGGCCGGAACAUCUGUGACAGGGGGACAAACGGUGGUCAACCCCUGGGUGGUGAUGGGAGGAGUCGCUACAACAGUCUGUCAACCCAACGAGUUCAUCAUGCCAGAUAACGCAGUGCCGGGAGACGUGUUGGUGCUGACCAAACCGUUAGGGACGCAAGUAGCCGUCGCAGUGCACCAGUGGCUUGAUAUCCCAGAGAAGUGGAACAAGAUCAAGCUGGUGGUAACCCAGGAAGACGUGGAGCUGGCCUACCAUGAAGCUAUGCUCAACAUGGCCCGGCUAAACCGUACAGCUGCUGGCCUCAUGCACACUUUCAACGCACACGCAGCCACCGACAUCACCGGGUUCGGCAUCCUCGGCCACGCCCAGACACUGGCACGACAGCAGCGGAGUGAGGUUUCAUUCGUCAUCCACAACCUCCCCGUGCUCGCCAAGAUGGCCGCCGUGUCCAAGGCCUGCGGGAACAUGUUUGGACUUAUGCAUGGCACCUGCCCCGAAACAUCAGGAGGUCUGCUGAUCUGUUUGCCCCGGGAGCAGGCUGCCCGCUUCUGUGCCGAGAUCAAAUCUCCGAAGUACGGCGAGGGCCACCAAGCUUGGAUCAUCGGGAUCGUAGAGAAAGGAAAUCGCACGGCUCGCAUUAUCGACAAGCCGCGAAUCAUCGAGGUGGCGCCACCAGCAGCCACACAGAAUGUCAACCCGGCACCUGGCAAAACUUCCUAAUCCUUGAUUCGUUGCCUCAUAGACCUGAACCCCCAAAACCUCUGUUGAGAGUUUUUUUAGACUUAUAAACUACAAAACCAUUGUAGAGUGCUGACAAAUUCACACAAGAUAGUAAAAAAAAAACAACAAAGACUGG